AUGGAGCCGCUAAGCGAGAACCUUUGUCUCAGCGAGCUGGACCUACAUUCAGGUCAUCUCCACGAAUCUGUGGCGGCUUCCGUGGGCUCAGCUAUAUCAAGUCUGAUGGCGCCACUACAUCAUGAGCCCCAGCACGCGCCUUUACAUCACGCGCCGCCGCUUCACCACGAACCAUUGGAGAAACUUAAAUUCUUGGUUGCAGUGUGGGCUGAGACCGGCGAGUUCCGGGACAGUGGCCACUCAUCGCUUGCUUCAGGGUCCAGUGUGGAACAGUCUUUAUACGCUCCACCCAGACCAAGGAGAGAUAGGAAGAUCACCGAUGACAAUCGUCAAAUGUCAUCUGAGCCGACUAUAAAGACGGAAUCAACGACGCCGGGGGUCGGGCCUGAUGAGUCUUCGUUGGAUGAUAAGGGAGAUAAGAAGAACAAGCGGCAAAGAAGACAGCGGACUCACUUCACCAGCCAACAGUUGCAAGAGUUAGAGGCGACCUUCGCUAGAAACCGUUACCCGGACAUGUCCACUAGAGAAGAGAUAGCCAUGUGGACCAACCUCACUGAAGCGAGGGUCAGGGUGUGGUUCAAAAACAGAAGAGCAAAGUGGAGGAAGCGCGAGAGGAACGCUAUGAACGCAGCGGCAGCGGCGGCGGCGGAUUUCAAGAACGGGUUCAGUACUCAGUUCAACGGUCUGAUGCAGCCCUUCCCCGAUACCGAGGCAUUGUACUCUUCCUAUCCUUACAACAACUGGGCCGCUAAGGUCCCUAGUCCUUUAGGUACAAAGAGUUUCCCAUGGCCGGUGAAUCCGUUGGGGUCGGUGGUGCCGGCAAGUCACCACCAGGGUUCUGUCAACUGUUUCAAUACAGCGACUUCUAUGGGUGGUGGGGGUAUGGGUAGUUCGUCAGGCGUGGGGGGCGCCGUAGCUCCCUGCCCGUACACCGCGCCCCCCAAUCCGUACAGCAUGUACCGUGCUGAGCCUUGCCCGGCCAUGUCGUCAUCUAUCGCGUCCUUACGGCUUAAGGCCAAGCAGCACUCAUCAGGUUUCAGCAGCGGAUACGGUGGCGUGUCUCCCGUCUCCCGCGCCCCCUCCGCGCCUCUCUCCGCCUGUCAAUACGGCGGUGGCGAACGUCUCUGA
Messenger RNA from Danaus chrysippus (African queen), 1128 nucleotides. NCBI's taxonomy places the organism in Eukaryota, Metazoa, Arthropoda, Insecta, Lepidoptera, Nymphalidae. The record is from the annotation of a GenBank genome assembly.